Molecule: messenger RNA, 1725 nt
Organism: Cornus florida
Lineage: Eukaryota; Viridiplantae; Streptophyta; Magnoliopsida; Cornales; Cornaceae
Product: protein WVD2-like 7
Exons: 5
Coding region: 726-1532 (268 amino acids)
Source: RefSeq, a predicted model, not a curated record
CUAUCUCUUUCUGUCUCAUUGUGUUCAUGUCCACAUCUUUAUUGAUCAAUUGUAUACAAAAAUUGAAUUUGGGUUUUAUAAUUGUGAUGUUUUGAUAGUCUUUGUGAACUACGAGAAUCGUUAGCCAUGUACAAAAAUAUUCAUGGGAUGUUUCAGAUUGUCUUCUGCAAUUACUGUACUCUAAAUCUUGGCUAUUCACAGUGUUUAGACAGACAAGACACUAGGAGACUUCUUAAUUAUUCAUUAGGCUCUUCAGGGGAUUAACAAAUUAUCAUAUGUUAUAAGCAUAGUUUAAUCUUGUCAAAAUUUUAUCUAUGAAAUCAUAAAAACUGCAAAAGUUCCAUAUAAUAUGAAAUCACGGAGAUGAAACUAACUCCAAUGAAAUUUCUCAAAAUGAGUAUCACCAACUUAUGCUUCACCCUAAUGGUUACCAAACAUAAAACAAACAGAAGCUGGUUUUCCUGGAAAAAUUUGAAGAGAUUUCUGUGUCGGAUAGAAUUGCAGGACAAAUUAGCUUUAGGGAAGAGACAAAGCUUAGAACAAAACAGAUUAUUAUUAUUAUUUUUAUUUUUAUUUAUCAACCAUGCAACAUUCAAGCAAGCAUUUCAUAUAUGGAUAUAACUUUUGCAGCCUAAUAUUAAAACUAGACAAACAAGUUCAACAACUUGCUUUCUAUUGUACUUAAAAUUCUACGAUCUGUUUUCGUUCCUUAGAACUCCGUAGAAAUGGAAGAGGAAGAAUAUACUAAACAUUGUCUUGAAGAACAAGGUCAGAGUAAAGAAGAGAAGCCUGAUAAACAAGAUGACAGCAAUCAAACAGAGAGAGUUAUUCCAAUGCUCGAAGCUAAGCAGUUACUAGAUAAUAUGACAGAAGAGAGACAUGAAAAUGAAGCUGAAGUCAAAGUUGAAAACCGUGCAAUGGAAGAAGGAAGAGAUGGAGAUGGCCAAACUGAUUCAUCAAAGAAACUAAAACAAGGUUCAAAGCAUAAUCUCAAGGCAAAGGUCACCAUCCCUCAGCCAUUUUCUUUGGCAACGGAGAAAAGAAUGUCUAGAGAAAAGCGAGGGUCAAUGGAUUUAAAGGACUCGAAAAGAACCCUAGCCAAAUCUGCCAGUUUGAAUUACAAGUUCUCUGCUCAAUGGCCUAAAGUUAGUACUAAUGAGCAUGUUGAUAAAAAUAUAGAGUUAGCAAACUUGUCUCUUCAUUGGCUCCUGAUACAGAAUCAUCUUAAAACAAAGGAUAAAGUUCAAGUAAAAGAGGUUGAAAGAAAGAAACAAGUCAAUGCCAAGAAGCCGGAAGGUGAUGAACUGGAGAGCACUAAAUUUCAAAAGAGUUCCACAUUCAAAGCGUUGCCAUUGCCGAGCUUUUAUCACAGAAAAGAUUCCAUUUCAGCACCAGUAUCAAAGAAGAAGGUUCUCUCUGGGGAAAAAAGAAAAGCUAGGGGUUUGAAGAAUAUUUUACAGAGGCUUUGUCUACAAUUGAAGGAAGAAGAAGAAGGAACCAAAAGAUGGAGAUGGAGCUUGUUGACACCAUGAUCAUCUUUUCCAUGAGCUAGUUCUUCACUUAGGGCUUGGAUGAGCCCUAAGUUCAUGUAACCUAAACCUUUGUUUUUCUUUUCUUGGAGAAUUAUUAUGUUGUAAUUAAAUAUAUGGCCUUGUGAUUUAUUUAUAUAUACGUGCUUGAUUUGACAAAUUAGGGCUUGUAUUGAUUAAUUCUUCCAUUGAAAUC